Molecule: messenger RNA, 1619 nt
Organism: Oryza sativa Japonica Group (Japanese rice)
Lineage: Eukaryota; Viridiplantae; Streptophyta; Magnoliopsida; Poales; Poaceae
Source: RefSeq, a predicted model, not a curated record
CCCGCGGCUCACCAUUGCACUCCAAUCCAAAAGUAUAAUCAAGCAAAGCAGCUCGAUCGAGUGUUCGACUGAUCACCAGUUGGAGCUAAUCGAUCGAGAGAGAGAGUAUGACGGUGGAAGUGGAGGCGGUGACCAUGGCGAAGGAGGAGCAGCCGGAGGAGGAGGAGGUGAUCGAGAAGUUGGUUGAGAAGAUCACCGGGCUGGCGGCGGCCAUCGGCAAGCUGCCGUCGCUGAGCCCGUCGCCGGAGGUGAACGCGCUGUUCACGGAGCUGGUGAUGACCUGCAUCCCGCCCAGCAGCGUGGACGUGGAGCAGCUGGGGGCGGAGGCGCAGGACAUGCGCGGCCGCCUCAUCCGCCUCUGCGCCGACGCCGAGGGCCACCUCGAGGCGCACUACUCCGACGUCCUCGCCGCCCACGACAACCCGCUCGACCACCUCGCCCUCUUCCCCUACUUCAACAACUACAUCCAGCUCGCCCAGCUCGAGUACGCCCUCCUCGCCCGCCACCUCCCCGCCGCCCCGCCGCCCUCCCGCCUCGCCUUCCUCGGCUCCGGCCCGCUCCCGCUCAGCUCCCUCGUCCUCGCCGCCCGCCACCUCCCCGCCGCCUCCUUCCACAACUACGACAUCUGCGCCGACGCCAACCGCCGCGCCAGCCGCCUCGUCCGCGCCGACCGCGACCUGUCCGCGCGCAUGGCCUUCCACACCUCCGACGUCGCCCACGUCACCACCGACCUCGCCGCCUACGACGUCGUGUUCCUGGCGGCGCUGGUGGGUAUGGCCGCCGAGGAGAAGGCGCGCAUGGUGGAGCACCUCGGGAAGCACAUGGCGCCCGGCGCCGCCCUGGUGGUGCGGAGCGCGCACGGCGCCCGGGGAUUCCUGUACCCCGUGGUGGACCCGGAGGAGAUCCGCCGCGGCGGCUUCGACGUGCUCGCCGUGCACCACCCGGAGGGCGAGGUGAUCAACUCCGUCAUCAUCGCGCGCAAGCCGCCCGUGGCGGCGCCGGCGUUGGAGGGAGGAGACGCGCACGCGCACGGCCAUGGCGCCGUGGUGAGCCGUCCAUGCCAGCGCUGCGAGAUGGAGGCGAGGGCGCACCAGAAGAUGGAGGACAUGUCCGCCAUGGAGAAGCUGCCCUCCUCGUAGGCAGGCAUCGAUGACUGCUUCCAUCGCUUGCUACCUCACCAGCUCACCUGAUAAAUCACCUCAGUUACUAUCGAUUAAUCAUUUACCAUGCAUUAAUUAAGAAGAAAACAUAUAUACCAUAAUUAUCUACCAGUAAAACAAAUCUAAUAGUAGUAUUUAAUAAUCUCGUUGGUAAUUAACUGCAGUCAUGCAUGAAUGCAUGCCAUAUUGCGUCGCUAUCUUUUUUUCCCAUGAUGAGACUGAUGAGAGAGAGAGAGAAUAUAUGUCGCUAUUGAGUGUUACUGCUUGAUUACUGUACUAGUAGCUUAUUACAAUCAACCAUUGUCUCUGUUGCGUAUUUAUGAGUGUAAGUGGUUAAUUUUCUGUUGCAGCAUAAUUAAGUUACCUGUAUAUAAUCUGAUGUGUACGUACGCAUACUGUCUCGAUCGAUCUCCGGGGCUUAAAAAGGAGAUCGAUUAAUUGAUCGAGGAGCAAUUAUAA